Drosophila eugracilis is the source of this 4939-nucleotide messenger RNA. It is a transcript of the gene Iml1, whose product is annotated as GATOR complex protein Iml1. Gene Ontology annotation, biological process: negative regulation of TORC1 signaling; positive regulation of autophagy; cellular response to amino acid starvation. Gene Ontology annotation, cellular component: GATOR1 complex; lysosomal membrane. Bases 102 to 4754 code for a protein of 1550 amino acids. The record is from RefSeq and is a predicted model, not a curated record. Gene Ontology annotation, molecular function: GTPase activator activity. NCBI's taxonomy places the organism in Eukaryota, Metazoa, Arthropoda, Insecta, Diptera, Drosophilidae. The transcript has 22 exons.
CUGCAGAUAAGAAUCAAAACAAAAGGCGAAAAAAUAGAAUUUUUAUUUAAUAGCAUGCAAAAUGAGGAAAUAUUUUUGAAAUUAAAUAAAUAUUUGUCAGUAUGUUUAGCAACAAAGACAACGUGAAGCUGUACAAGCUGAACACACACACGCGCGGAUGUAACAAAUCUUACGAUGCGGAUCUGGUGAUGAAUCUGAAGGAUCAUCCCAACGCCAACGUUGGUGAUGUGGUUGAGAUCUAUGCCCAUGACGAGGAGAACGGCACUCGUCUUCUGCUCCAGAUCACCGAGUUCAAUGUGAGCUGUGGCCGGGAUGUAAUCAGCAUCGAGUCGGGCAUCGCCAAUGCCUUUAAGAUGCGUCCAUACUCCAAUGUGGUGAUGCGCAUUGUCAAUCCGGCGGAUGUGGCCCUGGACUCUAUAGAGAUAACCUUCAAAGACCAGUAUAUGGGGCGUUCAGAAAUGUGGCGCCUAAAGACUUAUUUAACGGACACUUGCGUAUAUGUUAACAAGAAAAUCGACUACAACGACAUGCAGAUCCGGUGUCAAGUGUACGAAAUGUGGUCUCAGGGCGAGCGCGUGGCCAGCGGCGUCAUUACGGAGGACACCAAGAUCGUCUUCCGCAGCAGCACCUCGAUGGUGUACCUCUUCCUGCAAAUGUCCUCUGAGAUGUGGGACUUCGAUAUUCACGGAGACCUGUACUUUGAGAAGGCAGUAAAUGGCUUUCUUACUGAGCUCUUUCAGAAGUGGCGGAAGCUAAGUUGUAACCACGAGGUGACCAUCGUGCUCUUCUCCCGCACCUUCUAUGCGGCAAAGAGCUUGGACGAGUUUCCCGUUCACAUGCGCGACUGCCUGCAGCAGGACUAUAAGGGUCGGUUCUAUGAAGACUUCUAUCGCGUGGCGAUACAAAAUGAGCGAUGUGACGACUGGUGCACGGUGCUGGGCCAAUUGCGAAAGCUUUUUACUUCCUACCAGGCAACUGUGCUUCGCUAUCACGAAAGGGAGAACAUGAAAAUUCCCCCCGCCACUAAUUCCUCUGCCACUCAGGGCAACUUUUUGGAAGUGCUGAACAUUUCCCUGAACACUUUUGAAAAACACUACCUGGAUAGAACCUUUGAUCGCACCGGACAGCUCUCUGUGGUCAUAACCCCGGGAGUGGGCGUCUUCUCCGUGGAUCGAGAGUUGACCAACAUCACCAAGCAGCGCAUUAUCGACAAUGGAGUGGGCAGCGAUCUGGUCUGUGUGGGAGAGCAGCCCUUGCAUGCGGUACCACUACUUAAAUUUCACAACAAGGAUACUACUUUAACCUCUGCCGAUGACUAUUCUCUGCCCCAUUGGAUUAAUCUAAGCUUCUACUCUACCAACAAGAAGAUUGCGUACUCUAGCUUUAUACCCAGGAUCAAACUUCCGCUUUUUGGAUCUCAAUUGUCACUUCACGGUGGUGUAGGCGAAGGAGAAGGCGAGGAGAAUGAGCGCCACUUUCUUAGCUGCAAUCAGUCGGAGUACAAGCACAACUCGCUCUUCGACUACGAUGCUUAUGACGAGCAAAUUUUCCAGCCGUUGCCCGCUCAGAGUACAUGCUCUUUGCAGCGCGUUGUGAGGGCCAAGAAGACUUCGGUGCCCAGCCUGGAGACAUAUGCUUAUAGGAAUAACGACUGGGAAAACCUUACGCCCACCCAAAUCCCGGCUAUGCGACGUAAGAUGUCGGAUCCUGACAUUCAUCACGGCACCUCUGCAAUGCUAGCGGCUUUGCAACCUGAUACCACGAAUCUCUCAGAGUCAUUGGCAUCAGAAAAGAACUCGCGCAGAACCAUUGUUAGCAUUGCACCCAUAGUGCGACCGGGACGGGCCCUGAUUAACCCUUUCGAUCCCUCUCAAGUAACCAUCAAGCUGACUUCCAAUCGACGCCGCUGGACUCACAUCUUUCCAAAGGGACCAACCGGGGUGCUUAUACAACAGCAUCACUAUCAAGCGGUGCCCGCAAAAACCACACAGGCAACUCAGCAGAGACCACUGCAACAGAUACAGAACAACAGUCAGUCCGGAGGCAACAACAACAACGAUCAGGAGGACUACGGGUGCGAGAGUGGAGAACAGUACGACCGAGUGUCUAGCCAUUCUUUGCUGAGCAAAUCAGCAUCCUCGCAAAGCUUUGUGAUGGGAGAUGAGAAGAUUGAUUUUUUCAAAAGACGUCAAAACUCACUGAUGAAUGCUUUGCCCGCCAACGUGCCCAACUUGACGGCCACCCAAGCAAAGUCGUAUCUCUGGGGAGCUACCGGGGAGCAGGAAUGGACACCAGCAAUUACCACGGUCAAGCAUCUGAGGCCAAUCGUCGAGGGCGAGCAUCAUCUGGGCAGCCAGGAGGCACUAUGGGAUGUAGACCCGCCCCCCGAACCAGAGGCGGGCGGCGGAAGAGGAAAGAUCAUCAUAGGCGUCGACUGGAAGUCGCUCACGAUCCCCGCCUGUCUGCCCAUUACUACGGACUACUUCCCAGACAAGCGUUCCUUGAAUAACGAUUAUGUAAUCUCGGAUUACACUCUUCUGCCCGAUGAUGUUAAUCAUGAUUAUGCCCAGAGUAGAGCUGUUUAUCGGAAACCCCUUUCCACGGAGGAGGUGUGCAAGGAGAUCGUUUCGCAGCGCUUGGCUCAGGGCUUCCAGCUUAUCGUGGUUGAUGAGAAGCCACUACCUGCGGGCGGUUGCUCCUCUGGAUCUACUGUGCUGCCGGUGAAGCCACCAUGUGAGAUUAACAAGGAAUACCUGCUCUCCAUUGGUCGCAUAUUCCAUAAGAUCUCGCUGAUCGGCUCGGUGAUCACGGUCACUGGCUACAGACCCAGACACCCGUAUCCUCCCAUAAAUGUGGACUACCGGUACCGCUUCCAUGCACCACAACACGAGACGUACGAAAUCUCUGGCGUGAACUUCACCACAGAGAAACUGGAGAACUUCAACUGGAACCACAUGGAUUUGUACAUCUGUACGCGUGGCGACGUUGAUUACCCACUAAUGGAGAGCCUUAAGUACUGGCGCUAUCGCAUGUACCUGUUGCCCAGGGAGAACAUUGUGAACAAGAUUGCCAGUUGCCAGCGUUGUGACAUAUUCCCGGAUGUGACCGCGGAUAAUACCCGGGAACAGGUCGAGGACUUCGUCCGACUGAUCGAAGCGGUCAGCAAGCUGAAGCGCCAGUUUGCGCGCAAGGCGAGAGACAGCCCCAUCGCCCACAUAACCAAGCGGAGACACAGCACCAGCAUUAUAUCCAGGCCUCAGCCUAACCAGGGACUUACGAACUCUCCGUUCCGGGAGAGAGUCGGCAGUAAUCGACUGCCGGAGAAGCGACCCAGCAUCAAUGUGCGUCCAAAGCUGGAAAAUGGUCGGAUUCCGCGUAUAUUUCCCGCCACCGAUGCAGUUGCAGCAGCAGGAAUCGCCGCCAGAGAUGACCAGGAUGAUGGUUUCCCCGUUGACAUUAAGUUCAGUCCGAAUGCCACGCUAGCCGAGAUCUUUGAGGCCAUGAAGCAUCCAGUAACUGGUGUGGGCUACUUCUCCCAGACCCAGUCCUUGCCUUCCUGCACCUUUGUGUCCUACGAUGCACUGAUGUGGUUAAAAACCCGCCUGAACAAUGGACGACAUCCCCUGGAGUUGCUGGAGGCCAUGCGCAAGGAGCGCAUGAUCUGCCAUGCUUCAGGUGAUUGGAAGAAGUCUGUGGUGCCUGGAUUUGUGUUCUACUAUGUGGUGCAGCAGGAUAAGAAUGCCAAAGAUUUUGCACCGCCCUUGGGUGACUACAGCGCCUUUGUUAACGAGUGGCUAGAGAUUGAGUUCCAGGGAUGCAGCUUUCUCUGGCAUGAUGAGCCGGUGACCACCCCAGUGCCUAAUUUCCUGAGGGAUUCACCCGCUCCACAGUCCUGGACAGAAACCUGCAGUAACAAGCGUGUCUACCGCCAGUCGCAUUUGGAGAUCGAUGUUAAUCAGAAGAGUGAUCGGAUGGAGUGGGGUCAUGUCAAACACCACACAGUGCUGCAGCCAAGAUUCGCCUUUGAAAUAGUGGUCGAGUGGGUUACCUCGUCAGGUCCCAUAGUAGCUGAUUUGAUUGGAGGAUGGAUGCGAAAGGCAAAUCAGUUCAAUUUUCUGGUAUCGGUGCCGGCAGAUCCUAUGGCGGAGCCUUUCACCAAGAAGUCAGAUCCUCUGCGAGGACCCAUUUUCAUUCCGCUUUGCACGACAUUCCUGCCCAAUGGUGUUCCUCUUUUUGAUGAAUUUCCCGAGGAAAGUAGAUCCGAUCGUAUGUUGUUCUUGCAGGAGGCCAUUCUGUCCAAGUUUGGAUUCUUACCUUGCGUAUUGGAAAAAAAAUUUAGCGUCGGCAAAGAUCUGCCCAAGGAGUAUCAGUAUGUGCACUGUACGGGCAACAUGUUUGCUUUAAUACGUUGCGCUACUAACAAUUAUCAGGUGGAGUCUCCCAUUCUGCAGAGGGCAAAUGUCACACGUUGCGUCUAUGGGCACACGAACAACACGAAUGUACCUAAGAAAGUGGGUUUUCUAUGGGCCUGGAAUCACAUGAUCCCGAACAAGAAAUGGAAGGCCCAGACUAUCAAUAACUCCGCGGAUGGUGAGCUUUUCCAGUUAAAGAUGCUGAAGGACUUCCGUGAAUUCUGCUCGAACAGCGAUCAGCGCCUGUCCACUUUCUGGACGCAGUCCCAAGAACUGAAACGCAAGGCCCAGAAGUUUGAGAAUAACAAUAACAACACCGAUGAGGUAAAGCUUAAAGCUUAGCAAACGAAGUAACAAGUGUACAUAACAAUAUUAAAACUAUAUUCAAAUUGGAUCGAAUACAAGCUUAAGUUGUAUUAUGAAAAUAAUAGGGUUGCGAUGUGGUAACCAGAAAGAUAUCACAAUACCAGACAAUGGUAUGAUACGGUACUAGCAUCCGAAAUUUUGAAAUAUAUUUAUAUAACAAA